AUGACCCCGACAACGGCAUCCGAGUGCAACUUGUAUGGGACUAUCAGGCCCCCUCGUCCUGAUGCUACAGUCGGCUUUCGCGAUUCAAUGAUUGGGGACGCAUUACGGAAGCAGGGCAUGAACAAGCUCAAGGCGGAUGAGGAUCUAGCAGACUUGGAACACGAGCAAACGCUUCUCUCGGAUCCUACGCGGACUUCCUUGGACGUCCGGUUCCCAAUGCUAGUGGUUGAAGGCGAAGGGUACGCUACUGGGGCGAAUGGCUUCGGAGCAGAGAAUCAAGCGGCUAUGGCAAGAAGUUGUAUGAUCAAUCUUCUGCGGCAGCUGACUGAUCUACAAAAGGAGACCUCGCCAGAUGCACAGCCUGAAGGGAUGGGACCCUUCGCCUUCUCUUUCUGUACGCAGGGACCGUGGCUUGGAUUCUGGGUCCACCACACCGUCGAAGAGGAGAGCAUCACCGAGUACCACAUGAACCUCUUGAUGGCGUGUCACACGUCCUUUGUCGCUGAGGUGCAAAGGCUCCUUCUCUUGGUGGAGCAGGUCAUGAGUUGGUACGGGAACGAGUUUUUGGACGGGGUUGCGGACCAGCUGGUCGAUCUCUCCAGGCGUCCUUUUACCGGCUGA
Molecule: messenger RNA, 621 nt
Organism: Cladophialophora immunda
Lineage: Eukaryota; Fungi; Ascomycota; Eurotiomycetes; Chaetothyriales; Herpotrichiellaceae
Exons: 1
Coding region: 1-621 (206 amino acids)
Source: RefSeq, a predicted model, not a curated record